Molecule: messenger RNA, 3517 nt
Organism: Schistocerca americana (American grasshopper)
Lineage: Eukaryota; Metazoa; Arthropoda; Insecta; Orthoptera; Acrididae
Gene: Fbl6
Product: F-box/LRR-repeat protein 6
Exons: 9
Coding region: 135-1556 (473 amino acids)
Cellular component (GO): SCF ubiquitin ligase complex
Molecular function (GO): protein binding
Source: RefSeq, a predicted model, not a curated record
AAUUGUAUCGAUAACAAACUGUUAAGCAUCUGCAUACGACUGGACAGUCGUUAAAUCAGUGUGUCCUUUGACCAGAAAACUUUUUUAAUCAACACUGGCAUUAUAGAACUGAGGCUGCGACAACUCAACUAGCCAUGUUGAAAAAUCCCUGUUUGAGAGAACAAAAUACUGAUAAAAGUGAAACUCACCAUUCUGAAGAUGGACAUUCAAGUGAGAGACUACCUAUGCAUAGUAAUGGUGAGUCAAUCAAUGCCAAGGAUGAAACUACAGAUGCACAAAGUGACUGGGGAAGAAGACUUCCAGAGAAUGUACUAAUGCAUAUAUUUUCCUUAGUGUGCAGUGAAACUGGAUGCAUACCGUUCCUUGUCAGGGCAUCAAAAGUGUGUCAUCUCUGGAACCGUGUAGCUUCCAUUAAUUCCUUGUGGCACAAUGUAGAUCUAUCAGGAAACCGUCUUAAAAAAGCAUACAAAAAUGAUACUCGUAUCAGACGAUUAUUUUUGAAUAAAUUGACACAUGUACGUCAUCUUGACAUUGGUGAUUGGAAACUUGUAAAUGUAACUGAUGUGCUGGCGGCUAUAUGUGAAAGUUGUCAAAGACUGGAAAGUCUGUCAUUGUCGGGCUGGACAAGACUGAGUCCUGCAAAUCUAGCAUAUGUUGCAACUAAUUUACCUAAUUUGUCAAGAGUUGAUCUUUCAAGGACGGUUAGUGAUGGUAAAGUUGUCCCAGCACAGUCAUAUACAUCUGUUCUUCAAAUUAUGACUCAUAGACUGACACAUUUGGUGUUAUCAAACAACACAAUGUGUGGCCUUUCACAGAUCAUUAUUGCUUUGUCUACAUCAUGCCCUAAUCUAGAACUGCUGGAUAUUUCCUUUCUUCAGAUGCAUUCUACUGCACUGAUAAACCUGGAAAAAUUUCAGAGCGGAUGCCAGAAACUGAAAGUUUUGAGAGUUACAAACAGCAAUAUAGCUUUAAGCCCAGUGCCACUUAACAUACAAGUUUUAUCUCCUGGCUUCCCUGACCUUGAGGAAUUAAAUAUUGCAGCAUUUACUCUUUUUGAUGAAUCAUGCUCAAAACCCAUAGUUGAUGACAACUCCAUAGAAAGGAUUUUAAAAACCUCAACUAAACUUAAGCUAUUAGAUGUUCGUGGCCAGAAUAGUGUGUCAGAUGCAGGUUUAGUAAGAUUACCUGCAUGGAAUGUUGAACGAUUAUUUCUUGCAGGUUGCUGUAUCUCACGGAAAAAUGUUUCUGGUUUGGAGCUGAUUAUGCAAAAAUGGAAUCAUAGUUUAGUGGAGGUGGACUUAAGUUGGGUGCAUAUUAAUGAAUCUCUUGACUCUGGCCUGACUGCUCUUGCUGAAUGUGGAGAAAAAUCACAACUACAGAUUCUCAACCUGUGUGGAUCAUCAGCAAGUCUUCAUGCUGUGAAAGCUGUUGUCUUGAAAUGUCCUUUACUAAAUUCUCUGAACCUAUCAUCUUGCCGUGCAUUGUCUCGUGGUAUGAAGAGACGCUAUACUGGCGGUGAGAUUUCUGAACUGCGCAGCAAGCUAAAAAACAGCUAGGUUUGUGGACUUGAAAAGACAAAGCUGAUCUUUCUAGCCAUAUCUGGAAAAGGUAGUUUGUGUUAAAAAGAGACUGAAUCUCAUUAAAGUGCUGACACACCAGUAAAAUGAUCACAGGUAUACAAGGUGAUUAGUGUUUGGGUACUGAAACAUGAGAAACAUUGUUUGUGCACUGACAAUUGUACUAUUUGCAUUAGGCAAAUUUAGAAAAAGACUAUGAAGCCAUUAUCUGUAGAACAGCUUCAUUAUUACAUUUUAACACUACAUUUAUGUGAGGUGUAUUGUAAGUUAGUUUUUUGAAAGACUGUUUUUAUUUCCGUAACAUCACAGUGUGAUUGUAUUUUUCCAGCUGCUUCAUAUUUAUGUUUCUAUCCUGUAUUUGUAUAAGGCCUGUUGUGUGCUAGAUUUUGUUUAAAUGUUAUUAUUAUUUCAGUAGGGCCAUUGGCUGUUGAGUUUCCAAUUUUUAUCUGAGAAGCAAUAAUUGGAUUGUUCAUUAUGUUUUAAAGAUAUGUAAAUACAAUAAUCUUUAAAUGACUGGAAUUCACCUCAGAUAGCCUGCUCUAGCAUGUUAAUACACUUGCUGAAAGUGGAAAAUGAACACUGUGAAGCAGUGAUAUACCAAAUGAAUGAAGUUUCCUUCACGUGUUGUGCAAGCUAUAUACUAUAUAUAGGAUCACAAUCACAAGCACCGUUGUAAUGAUCCAGUUUCAUGAGCAUUUCUGCAACAAAACGGCCAUAAUUUUUAGUGAACAGGAAGACACAUUACUGUUAUUUUUCUGAUUUUGUCACUCAUCCAAACACCGUGCGGCAAGUCCUGUAAAAUGGUUCUUUAUAAUUAAUGAGAAGCACUAUAUUGCUAAUGUUCCAAAGGAUUAAUUUAUUGUGUCAACUGGUUUUAGGCUUAUAAGAUCAUCAUCAGACUUUAACUGACCAUUAUUUUAUUCGGUUUGUUUAUUUAAUGUUAUACAGACAUGAUUAUCGAGUGGAGCGGUAAGGUUUUUCCUGUUUGCUCACUUUAUAUUUACCUAUUGUUCAGCUAUUUUUCUUUUAAGUUGCAUUACCAGUACACUGUCAAAGAUGCCAUUUACUGUGUGUUUGUGUGCUGUUUACAGACAUUGUAAUUUCUUUGGUGGAAAUAGUCAGUUAAAGUCUAAUAAUGGCUUUGCAAGCCAAAAACCGGUUAAUGCAAUAAAUUAAUCAUAUAGAACAUAAGCAACAUGGUGCUUUUAAUUUAUUAUACAAUUGUCCUACCAAGAACUGACAGAAGAUUCAGUUAACAUGUUAUUACUUUAUUAUUCUGGUUAUUAAUUGUGAGGAUACGUCGUAAAAUGUUGUACAUUGUGUGUCAGUACCACAAAAAAAGAAAAAUAAAAAAAUAAAAAAAAAUCAAUCUCAACUGAUAAGUGAUUAAAACAGUUUUCUUGAUGAUUACAAUAUUUGUAAUUACAUUUGUGAUAACCUGUAUUUUUGUUAUUCUUAUUCUUACAUUGACCAACAAUAUGUCCUGUCAUAGUAAAAAUUUUUGUAUUUCCAUCUUUAUGCAAGACAUUUGCUGAUGAGCAGUUUUAUUCUCUCACUGUAAAAAAGACUUUGAGGGUAAAAAGCUCUGUAAAAAAAUCAGUGUCAGCUUAUGACCUUACUGAAUAUAUAAUAGGUGCCUCAUGUAGUGUCAUUACUGGGUGACCCAUGUAACCUAAAGGAAACAAAGCUCUGCAGUGUUUGGUAAUUGCCUUAAUUCAAGUGUUGCAUAUUUACUUAAAUAUCUUUUUCAGUUCCAUCUUUUUGUUACUUUAUUUUGAUCUUAAUAACUUAAAAUUAGUACUUCACUAGCUGCCUGCACCAGCUUCACACAGGUAGCACAAAUAUCUUCCCAAGUUCCAGCUUUUUGUUACUUUAUCGUGGUUUCAAUAACUGUAAAAUUAAUACUCCAUUAGCUGCCUUUCCCGGCUUUGAUAUCUGUG